UUUAUACAUUUAUUGUCUCUCGCUUCACACUCUUCGUGCUCUCCGCCACCCCCUCUUUUUCUUCUCAAUUUUUCAGAUCCGCUCUCUUUGAUCCCAUAAAACAUGGCCUCUGUUACUGCUUCCAGUGUUAAGUUCUCCCCUGCUUCUUCCUUAAUCAAGCAAAAUCAGGUUUCAAAUCUGAAGAAGGCUUCAGUGUCAUUCACUGGGAAUGGCUUCCAAUCUCACAGAUUACCUGUUCGUCGCUUCCGCAUUGCGUGCGCAGCCAAGCCAGAGACCGUAAGCAAAGUAGUCGACAUAGUGAAGAAACAGCUUGCUCUUCCCGAUGACCGUGAUGUCUGUGGAGAGUCGAAAUUUUCUGUACUCGGUGCUGACUCUCUUGACACGGUUGAGAUCGUCAUGGGGCUUGAGGAGGAGUUUGGAAUCUGCGUGGAGGAAGAGAGCGCCCAGAGCAUCAGCACCGUUCAAGAAGCAGCUGAUCUCAUUGAGGAGCUCUUGGAGAAGAAGUGAAGAAACCAAUCGGGUUUCUAGGAGAAGUUCUGUAGCCAGAGAUCAUCAUAUAUUUCAAUCAAUGUUUGUUGCUGCCAUCUCAUGACAAACCCUCACCUUGAGUUCUUGGUGUUGGUCUUUUUGUUCAUGUUUGAAGCAUCUAGCUCAUCUUUCUUGUUUGGAUCCUAUUAAAUUAUAUUUGAAGUUGUCUUUCCUCU
Salvia hispanica is the source of this 704-nucleotide messenger RNA. Its product is annotated as acyl carrier protein 1, chloroplastic-like. Gene Ontology annotation, molecular function: acyl carrier activity. The record is from RefSeq and is a predicted model, not a curated record. Gene Ontology annotation, biological process: fatty acid biosynthetic process. NCBI's taxonomy places the organism in Eukaryota, Viridiplantae, Streptophyta, Magnoliopsida, Lamiales, Lamiaceae.